GUUGUUACUCCUGCCUGGCAUUAUUGACAUUGCCUCAGCCCGCUGUAUUUUCCAUCUACUGCCCUGAAGGAUGGCGCAAUCUAUAGAUUUUAACGCGCUCAAGGCGCGAACGAUGGGUUCUAGCAACGAUGAGGAGGCAGUAACAGUUGAUACCCGCGGCUUGAUAUCCAAAGUCCUUUCACGUUACUCAGGGAAAUGGACGGUACUUCGCGAAAUGAUCCAGAACGCAGCCGAUGCUUCCGCUACUCGGGUAACUGUGAAAUUCGAGACUUUACCGUCAACAGCAGUGCCGAUCCCAAAUCCAGCAGACCCGACUACUAUGCUCAAGCAUGUAAUCUCUCAUCAUACUCUUCGACGGCUUUUGAUAUCCAAUAACGGGCAUUCGUUUAAUGAGAAGGAUUGGGCUCGAUUAAAACGAAUCGCAGAUGGCAAUCCUGACGAAACUAAAAUCGGUGCAUUUGGCGUGGGGUUUUAUAGUGUUUUUGAUGACUGUGAGGAACCGUUUGUCUCUUCCGGUAACGAAGCGAUGGCAUUUUACUGGAAGGGAAAUUCGUUAUUCACACGACGGCUUAAAUUGGUAGAAGUCGAAAGCUCACCAGAUACCACAUUUGUGCUCGAUUAUCGAAAUAACUCGUCACCAGUCCCUUCACUAAUGGAACUGGCGAAAUUUCUUGCCACCAGUUUGACCUUCGUUGGUUUACAGGGUAUUGAUUUGUGGCUAGAUAAUUGGAAUUUGCUCAAACUAACAAAAAAGACUGCGCCAAGCGAGAAGGUUGUUUUGCCUCGGGAUAUCGAAACACGGACACCAGAAGGUCUUAUGAAAAUUACAGGCGUAAUUAGAGAAGUUGCUCAAGUUGAUGCUGCGUGGAUGAAAGGUGUUGAAUGGGGUCCUCAGACAAGUUUCUCGGCCCGCUUAGAAGGUAUUCGAGAAACCACAAGUACUCUUCGAUCUUUCUUCUCGAAGUUUACUGGGUCCUCAUCGCAGGCCUCCUCAGAUAAGCAAGUAACAGAGCCGUCCGAGAAAACAGGAGAAGCUGAUGACUUGACUAUUAUCUACAAGGCGUCUGUAUUCUUGCACAUAAAUACAGCAUCCAUUCAAACGUCAAUAAGUAACACGCUCUCCAGUGAGCUAGAACGAGCAACUCGAAAACCACCGCCAAAACGCACAAAUAUUGCGAUUCUUACACCUUCUUAUUCAAUAGACACGUCUUCCAAACAGUCAGAAGUCCUCUCCUCAGUGCUUCCAUCGAAGUCGGGGAGAGUAUUCAUUGGUUUUCCUACGCAUCAAACCACGGGCCUGAAUGCUCAUAUUUCCGCUCCUUCAGUAAUCCCUACUGUUGAGAGAGAAAGUAUUGAUCUUAAUACCCGAUAUAUCAGCACAUGGAAUUUGGAAAUGCUGAGAGUAGCUGGUAUUGUUUGCAGGAUCGCAUGGGCUGCUGAUAUGUCAUCCAUCAAAAACAGAAUUGUCCCUCAAGGGGGCUCGAGAGUUCGCAAGAACGAUAUCAUGAAUCUGAUUCCGGAAGCAGUUCACACUGCCAACCAGUUCGUUUUCCGGGAAUCUACGCCGUCCGCAAAUCUAGGUCAAACAAUAGAAGAUUCUUUUUGGAUGUGUAACAAGAAUGCGUCCAUUGAAAUUCUUUCAACUCGCGGUGUCUUGCCAAGCCAUCAAGUCCGCCUUGCACCAAAAGAACUCAGUUUCAUGGAAGGAAUCCCAUCUCUCCCUGAUGGGCUGAUUGAGAACUCGAAAGAUUUCAUUAAGAAGCUCACAGAUUUUGGUCUGGUCACUGAAGUGACUGUGUCAGAUAUUAAACGAGAACUUGAAAAUAGUCCUUUGACUUCUACACAGCUCAAAGAGUUCUUAGUAUGGGUUAGCAAGCGUGCCGUAUCUGAUGAAUUUGAUAAGAAAACAACCCUUUCACUGCUAAACUCUGCAGUUGCUAAUGAGGAGUCUUCUGAUGGGCAACCAGGCAGAUUGUUGGCUCUGAACGGGAUAGAGAGCUACCUGAAUCCCUCCAAGAUACCGUCUGAUUUACCUAUCCCCACAUCAGUAAUGCCAUUUAAAUAUACAAAGUCUUUGGAGAAACGAGAGCUGGACGCCCUUGGCUGGGUUGAAUUGCAAAUAGUCCCUUGGCUUCGAUGGCUUGUGGAGAAUUCUGGAGACAGAAAUAGCCUUUCUCCAGAUAAGGAUAUAACACAGAACCCAUCAUUCUCUGGCCAGGUCCUGUCAGUUUUGUCUAAACAAUGGGACUUGCUUAACCAGUCAUCGAAGCAAAAUGUGAUUGAUUUGCUCCAACCAAAGACAGUAAUACCGGUUAAAAAUGGCAUGAAGCGGCCAGAGGAGGCAUACUUUCCAUCCGUGCGGCUUUUCGAUGACCUUCCCGUGGUUUCCAAUAUCCAUGGUUUGAAAGAUAAAUUCCUCACUGCUCUUGGGGUUCGUAAGACGGUGGACCUCGAUGUCAUUUUCGAACGACUACUGAAUGAUGACAUAUCUAACGAAAAAGAUAUAAACACAAAACAAAAGUGGAGCCAUGUUGACUUGAUCAAAUAUCUUGCUUCUGUUCGUGACGAUAUACCUGCUAAGGAUAUAGGGAGGCUCAAAAAUACCAAAAGUUACACAGCUGAAAAUACUGGAUCUGGUCCUCCUGAGCGCCAGCGAUAUAAGAUCUCCGAGCUCUUCGAGCCCAAGGAACAACACCGAAAGCUCGGCCUUCCUGUUAUCGAAUGGCCUGGGAGGUAUAUUUCUCAAAGCAAAGAAGGUCAGUUCUUAUCGACUCUCGGUCUCAGAAGUCAUCCUUCAGCUAUCGAGGUCAUCGAAAUCAUUGCUAAAGCGGGGGCGUCUGGUAAUACGGCACUUCAGGCGAAGUCAAUGGCUUAUUUUAUUACCGAGUAUCAUACAAACAAGUAUGCUGCCGUUAAUAUGUCCAAAAUUACCGUGCCUUUCCUUCCUAUCGAGGGACACAGUAAAUUGAGCACGCCAAAUAACUGUUUUACCCACGAAGGCGCUUCUUUGUUUGGAUUCGAUAUUCUCAGACGGGAUCUUCAUCCACACGCCACAAUCUUUGGUGUACACGAGCAUCCUUCUGUAGUUGACUGUAACCAAUACAUUAUGCGAAAUCCUCCAAAAUCAAUGAGCGCAGCGAAAAGUCUGUUUGCUUAUAUGGCUGUCAGAAUUCCGGAUCUGAAAUCCGCUGAUACCAAUCGGCUGGGAGAAGCGCCGAUAGUUCCAAUAUCAACAGAUCAAGAUACCGAGAAGAAGCCCACUGUCCGUUACGUGUCACCUGUAAGCUGUUACAUCGGUGACGGGGAAGAUUUUCGGGACAUUUUUGACUUCGUGAAUUUUGGUCAAAUGGGAAAUCUUUUCUUACAAGCAGUUGGGUCAAAACAGGAGCCUACUAAAAUUGAAGUAGCUCGUAUGCUAGUUAGAGAACCAGCACGGAUCUCAUCCAAAUUUCAAAGCCCAGAGAAAUAUUUAAAACUGCUGAGAAGCUUGGCUGAAAGCUUUUCUACUCUCAGACGCCAGAAAGAUCUUAUCCAUGACAUGAUGAAAUCUCCGUUUUUGCUGGCAAGCAAGGAACUGCCUUCGCAACCCUCUGCCAUAGCUCCUGCUAAAGAAUCUCUGGACGAAGCAGAUGACAACUUUGAAGACGAUGACCAGUCUAUCAAGGAAUGGCGACUAGUUGCUGCAAAGGAUGCUGUUAUUGUGGAUGACUACCAAAGUUUCACAAUAUUCAAGGAACACAUUCUUGCGGCACCACAGGAAGAAAGCCUUGAGAAAUUUUACUCGGCCCUAGGAACCCCAUUUUUGAGUACACUCGUUGAAGAACGAGCUAAUUGGGGUGCCAAAUCCUCCGACCAGCGACCAGCUACGAAGCUGCAAAAGCUCAUUAACGAAAGAACGCGGCUUUUUCUUCACGAACAAAACUCUGAUUCUAUAAAACACGACACGAAAUGGCUUGAGAGACAUCUCAGCAUUGUUGUUGUUCAUUCCAUCUCCCUGCGGCGAUCUCUUAAAAAUAGUGGCCCAUCUCACAACCAGAAACGAAAUGCAAUCAUCACGCCGCAAGGCAGUGCCUAUACAUUAUGGAUCAGCCCCGGGAAAUAUGAUUUGUACGAGAUCAGUCAGGCGCUUGUUCAUAUUCUCCUCUCCCGCCCCAAACUCCAUUCUAUUCUUACUUUGGAAAUGUUAUUAAAGACUGAUCUUUACGACCUUCGCGCACGGGGUUACAAUGUCGAACGAAUUCUCCGUAAGAGGCAGAUGGAAGCUCAGGUAGCAGAAGAUCAACGCCAGAAACAAAUUGAAGAGGAGAGACGGCUCAUCCAGGAACGGGAAGCGGAAUGGCGCAAGGCUCAAGAGCAGAGCCAAGUCGAAGAGUCGAAAGCUGGACAUGCUAUGCCUGGGGUAUUUCCCGAUUCCCCUUCAACUACCAAAACGCAUGAUGAGCACCAUGAUGUAGCACAUCAGGACUUCAACCCGCGAAACCUCUUCUCCAACUUGACAAAGCGUUUUGGCUUAGACGACAGCCAGUCGCAGAACCCUUUCCAGUCUAUAUUCAAGUCUCGCCCCUCACAGGAUGAAGCGUCGAGUCAAACAGGUGACCCCAAUACAAAUGCACCGCCUCCUUAUUUGGAAAAUGAUACACGAAAACCGACUCAAAACCCUAAUGGGCCCAAGGCUGUCACGUCGCCACACCAACUGCAAAACAACCUAUUAUCAGCUAUAUCCGCCUGCCGUCCACACGGAGCCUCAGGUGUCUAUAGUCGUCCGGCCACGGAUCAAGUAAGUGAGACCAAAUCAUACUGUGAUGAGCGACCCAGUCAUGAUCUUGAAUACGUUGCCACUCUGUCAUCAGGCCUGCACUUCUUGGAAGCCAAGUCAGUCCCUAACCGGUCGGAAUUUCUGUCUCAAAACUCCGCAGGCGUUAAUGCUUUUGCCAAGUUGUUGGUGGAGUCCGCCAGUGUUUUCUCUCUACGGUUAGAAAGCGUUAGCAUAUUUUACGAUCCAGUCGGGAAAACGAUUGCAUUCAAUCGCGGUGGCAGCCUAUUUUGCAACUACCUCUAUUUCAAGCAGCUGCACGAGGCACAGCUGUUACGCGACCCUGUCAGUGGUAGAGCAGACGCUCUUGUGUACUGGUGGGUGAUCCUAUGCCAUGAACUGGCACAUAACCUAGUCGAGGAGCACAGCUCAGACCACAGCUACUACACUGAAGGAUUCGUUGCGCAAUACUUCCCAAAGAUUGCCUCGAAACUUCUCAGCCAGCCGUAAUCUGAGAUACCAUUUACCCGCUGUACCUGCAGUCCAACGUCGGAAUUAAAAACGACGCUAGGCCUAAUGAGGUAGCGUUUUAAUCACGCUAGUGGCCCUGAAUCAGCGCAAUUUAGUUUGUAGCGAAGAACUAGGGAAUCCUGCAUAUUCGAUUAGAAAUAGCGUUCGAGAAUAUAGAGCAUGACUGUAGAUACAUACACACCUUCUAUUCUUUACCCAUUUCAGUCGCCACCGAAGAUAUUUCAAUACGUGACAGAGCUUUAAAAUUCGGCUAGCCUGUACCAGACUAGCGCACUUAUACC
Messenger RNA from Talaromyces proteolyticus, 5565 nucleotides. RefSeq names its product putative HATPase_c domain protein. The transcript is spliced from 3 exons. The record is from RefSeq and is a predicted model, not a curated record. Bases 71 to 5263 code for a protein of 1730 amino acids. Lineage: Eukaryota; Fungi; Ascomycota; Eurotiomycetes; Eurotiales; Trichocomaceae.